GGGCCGGUACCAUGCUGGCCAGUGUCAACAUCAACCUCGGCCGAAAGCUGGUGCGCAACUGGAAGGACAAGGGCAAAUCAGGCGCGGCCACUGACCCGGAGGACACGUCCUCUCGCUACCGACCCGGCGACCUGCAGGCGCUGGCGCUGUCGACCAAGUUCACGCGCCGCGAGAUCCAGUUCUUCUAUCGCGGCUUCAAGCAGGAGUGUCCGAGCGGCAACAUCGACGAGGACGGCUUCCGCGAGAUCUACGCCAAGUUCUUCCCGUUUGGAGACUCGAACCAGUACGCGCACCUGCUGUUCAACGUGCUGGACAAGAACCAGUCAGGGAGCAUCUCCUUUGAUGACUUCAUCUACGGCCUGUCCACACUCAUCAAGGGCAGCACGGAGGACCGGCUGGCCUGGACCUUCAGCCUGUACGAUGUCAACAACGACGGCUUCAUUACCGAGGACGAAAUGCUGCAAGUGGUCGGUGCCAUCUAUCGGCUGAUUGAUACAACACAGUCGGACCACGUUUCACCAGAAGAAAGAGGGCAGGACCUGUUCACUAAAAUAGACGCAAAUCAUGAUGGCAUCAUCACCCUGGAAGAGUUCAUGACAUACUGCUCAAAGGACGCCACCAUCAUGUCUGGCCUGGACAUGUAUAACCUGAUGUGGGAGACGUAGGAGUGCCGAACUCCACAGUGUGCCCGUCACCUCCAGCUGCCACAUCCGCAAGCCCGUGGCCGCCUGCGUUGACAGCCGCGAGGGGCUGCAGCGGUAUCUGGCAUGGAAACGGCGUUCGCUACGUUCACUCCACCACUUGCUCUGUUAUUUGUUACUGCCUGGCGUAUGCUGAGCUAGUCGUAAAGCACCGGACAUGGUCGGGCAACACGAAGUCUGUUCCAAUCUAUCGUCCACGCGGACGCGUUAAGGAUGCGUGUGUGGUGUGAUGCGCGCGCAUUGUAUGUGUAAGUAUAUUUUUCAGUGAAUGUGUUGAAUGGUUCAGGAAGUUUCGUGAAAAUGCUGCUGUCGAUUCAGAUCAGAACCAGCUGCAUGAAACUACUGGUGCGUCAGUCGUACUAACUGGUUAUUGCAACGACGUUUCUGUCAGAGGCUUGCUCAUUCAGUUCGCUCUCGCGUAGUCCGGUCGUGAGCUACCAUGACUGCGGGUGACUCCGGCACUUGCUGUGUUUUGCUUGCUUGUGUGUAGUGCCCAAAGGUUCUAGAUACGCGCGUUUUUAUCAAGUAGUCAGGACAUAUACAGAGAUGCUGUGACGAGCCUCUUUGAAUAACCUCAUGCCACAUUCAGUUUAUCAUGUAGCGAGCACUGUGUUCAUCUUUCAUGUUCGGAUUUAUAAAUGUAUAUUGGUCAUUCA
Messenger RNA from Pollicipes pollicipes, 1357 nucleotides. RefSeq names its product Kv channel-interacting protein 4. Lineage: Eukaryota; Metazoa; Arthropoda; Thecostraca; Pollicipedomorpha; Pollicipedidae. Gene Ontology annotation, molecular function: calcium ion binding. Bases 12 to 665 code for a protein of 217 amino acids. The record is from RefSeq and is a predicted model, not a curated record. The transcript has 6 exons.